UCCCGCGACGGAUUCCACGUUUAGGAUCCGUCGGUCCUUUCUCUUGAUCACGCGGACCCGUCCGUGUAACGAGGAACCGAUGCGCUGACAGACGCCGCUUCCUCGGCUGACCAGUGGACACGUCUCGGAUUUAUCGGCGCUCGCUCCUCGAGAUCGAGUGCCGCCCGCUGGGCUUUUUUUGCGGACCGUGCGCGAGGUUUCAACUUUGUUUUCUCUUCUUUGCCGUCGACGAUGACGUCUCGACUGUGUUACGGUAUUCGAUGGAGCGACGACAGCCUCGGCGAACGAUAUUCGAAGUUUGAUAAUGACGCUUUAAAUUUCAACGCGUUAACAAUUUCGUCGUUUGAUUAUUAGGAGAAUAAUGAAACUUCGAUAUCUUGAAGGUGGCGAUCAAGUGCGAGACCCCGGUGGACCCGUACUCGUUCGUCGACGAGGACAUGUCGAUGGGCGGCAUGAGGACGGCCAGCAGCCCUGCCGGCAAUCCCGAGAACAUGACGUGUCCUUCCGGAGCGCAAGCAGGCCUAGCUACACCUACGUCGACGCCGCCUGGCCCGCUUUCCGUGCCGCAACAUCUUCAGAUGAACCUCGGUGUGAUGAACGGCGCAGUGAAUCCCCAAAUGGCGGCGCACCAGCCGAAGAAACGAGGCCGCAAAAGAAAAUCCGAGAUGAUACUCACGCCGGAAGAAGCGGAGCUAGCGGAGGCGAAGAAACGGGCAAAGACGUACAAAGAGAGGAAGAAACACGACAGAUUCGACGGCAUGCCGGAGGAGGAAGUCAGUAAACGCGUUCUUCCCGACCACCUGACCAGCAACCUCGAUAUCAUCAUAAUCGGAAUCAACCCCGGACUCUUCGCGGCUUACAAAGGCCAUCACUACGCUGGACCCGGAAACCACUUUUGGAAGUGUUUACACCUGAGCGGACUGACACCCGAACCACUCACGGCGGAUGACGAUUACAAGCUGUUGCGCUUCGGUAUCGGUUUCACAAAUAUGGUAGCUCGAGCCACUAAAGGCAGCGCCGAUCUCACCAGAAAAGAAAUCAAAGAAGGUAGCCACAUUUUGCUAGAAAAACUACGAAAAUACAAGCCGAAGAUCGCGGUAUUCAACGGAAAGCUGAUAUACGAGGUAUUCUCAGGAAAAAAGGAGUUUGGAUUCGGUAGACAACCGAACAUGGUCGACGGAACCAACACGUACAUGUGGGUGAUGCCAUCGAGCAGCGCGAGAUGCGCGCAACUGCCACGAGCGGCGGACAAAGUGCCGUAUUACGCGGCGCUGAAGAAGUUCCGCGACUACUUGAACGGCACGAUCUCCCAUCUGGAUGAGUCUGACAUCGUGUUCGCUGACUCGAAGCUGAAGAAGAAGGACCAGGAGGCCAUCGAGGACAAGAAGCCCGGUUUCUGCGACGAUCUGACGAGCGAGGGUGACGUGCGAAUUUCCGAUGUGAACGGCGCGCUCAUCAAACAGGAGCCGAAUUCGCAGAUACCGGGCAAGAAGAAGAGAGGCAGGCCGAAGAAGAUCAAAAACCCGGAGGAUCAGCCGCCUCCGGAUCCUGAAAAGCUGGACGCGAACGGGGAGGUAAUCAAGAAGCGUCGCGGGCGUCCGAAGAAGAUUCACCAGCAGCAGAAGCAGCAAGAAAGGGAAAUGCGAGAGAGGGAGCAACAGCAGCAGCAACAACAGCAACACCAGGGCAUGGGCGGACACCUCAGCGACGGAUACGGCGUGGUGCCGAACUGUUUCUCGCCGCCGAAAACAUUCGCGCACAUGGCUCCGUAUCCCCAGCCGAUGAACGAUUCCGGCUUCUACGGGCAGGGGAUGAACGACAGUCCGUACAACAUGAACGCGAAGCAGAGCCCUGUUCAUCUGCAGCACUACAGCCAAAGCCCGAAGUCGAUGUCGCUCUCGUUCACCCAUUCCGACCUCUCCUCGGAGAUCAACACCGCGAUCUCUUCGGAGAACAACUUGGAGCCGUCGCCGUUGACCUCGCCGAGCGUCGAGCACCCGGACUUCGAGCCGCCCACAAGCAUCUCCCAACAGAACAUGAACAACGAUCAUCGCCAGUACAACCCGGCCGGCAACGGCGAGAACCCGGGCCACCACGGCAGUCCCGGCACACCGUCCCACCCGAGCUACACCAGCUACAUGGGCUACCACGAGCAAGCCUCAGAGUCCCAUCAGCCCCAUCCCCAUCAGACCACCCCGACGCCGUUGAGUCAAACCACCGACGAGCACUCGCACCAUUCCCACCCAACUCCGCCGCACACACAUCCCCAUACGCCUACCCACUCGUCGAUGUCGCCGCACCACCACCCACACGAACAGUACGGCAUCAAGAGGAAUACCGGCCAGGACGUCGCAUCCAAGAGUCUCAGCGACCUGGAAUCUCUAGUCGACCAGAUACCGAGUAUAGCCGACGGUGGUAGCCAACGGCUCCAGCACGGCCAUCCAGGCUUGAACGACGACGGAUCGCUCGCGGACAAGAUGGACGCCCACCAUCAGUCCUACCUGUCCGGGUUCCCGGGCAUGCCUAACGCGGGCAUGUCCAACUACAGCCCACCCUUGGCACCCGGCGGCUCGAUUUACCCGAGCUCGUUGCACAACUCGCCGAACGACGGCUACGGUUCCCUUUAUGGUAUGAACGGUCGUCAACAUCAAGAUUCGCAACAGCAACAACAACAACAGCAGCAACAGCAGCAGCAGCAACAACAACAACAACAGCACCAACAGCAGCAGCAGCAGCAGCAGCAGCAGCAACAGCACAGCAAGUCCUACACGGUGGAGAAUCUAGCGUCGAGCAACUACACGCCGAGCAUGAAUCACGGACACCCGGGGAACUCGUACCCCAACAUCAUACCCGGGCCGCAUUACCCCGUACCGAUGGGCUCGACGAACGGCUACCUUUUCGGCGGCCUCGAGCCCAGCCUGAUGCAACGCACUUACGGGAUGAGCGGUAUGAGCGGCAUGGGAGGAAUGCACCCGUCUCUCGGCCACAUGGCUAAUCCUUAUCCGUACAAUGGCUCGUACUCUAGUUCCUUCGACGCGUACCCGGCGCCGCCGGCCGGUAUUCACGCGCCAAGCGCGAACUAUCCCGGGGGCUACACGAGCGUCGGCGGUGGCUCCACGCCCGGCACAUCCACGCCGCCAUCUUACCUCCCGUCACACCAUAGGCCGCCGGUCGACCUCGCGUACGACGGUGUAUGAUAAUCGAUGUAAAGCUACCUUGAACGGCGACAGCGUCCCGAGGCGCUAACGUUUAUCUUUUCUACGUAUUUUUACACGUUUAGAGUCCGCCACCGCCGCCGGAACCAAUCGUCGCUCGACCACGGAACGAGACGGAUGAUCCAUCCCCUUGCACGACGCGACGCUUCCUUCCGGCGCGACUUCUGCUGCCGCGAUUCCGAAAUCGCGAAACCCCUUUCUUCUUCUUCUUCUUCUUCUACUACUACUACUACUUCUUCUUCUUCGUAUUCUUCCUCUUUCACCCUUUCCGACUACCCGAACCGUGUUUCACUCGUUUCUGUCCUGCUGCGCUCUACGCUCCGCUCUGCACCGUUCCGCCAAGCGUUUCCCGUUUCCGGUUUCCGUUUCCCUUGCGGGUAACCCAUCUUCCUCCGUGUCAUUCAUCGUUUGAUGGUGGAUAUCCACGAGGAUACAAAUCCUUGGAUGUUCGUUAACGGAGAACUGGAACGUUCCCGCGUCCAGACGAAAGGAAGAUCUCGUUACCCCGUUGGAUCAGAGUUCUCGUUGCACCGACUUUCAAGUAUAUUCGUUGCAUAGAGUCCGCAGUUCGCUCAAGAUUCACUAAGCUGCGGGUAGCCGUGGACCCCUGGAAAGCCGUCGAGGAGGGGGACGAGGAAUGAAUCGGAUCUCAUUCGCGGGAACGUCGAACGACCAAGACCGAGCGUGCUUGCGAUGCUGUCCGCAUCGAAUAGAUCCUCGACGGAACCGUCUUUCUAUUCUGUAAUGCUUCUCGCGUCUAACGCGCCCCGUUAAGACCGUGCCACAAACAGAGCGGCAAAGCGGUGAGUGGCAAACAUCAAGGUUUCACUGC
Messenger RNA from Nomia melanderi (Alkali bee), 4047 nucleotides. It is a transcript of the gene Tdg, whose product is annotated as Thymine DNA glycosylase. Gene Ontology annotation, molecular function: uracil DNA N-glycosylase activity; pyrimidine-specific mismatch base pair DNA N-glycosylase activity; DNA binding. The record is from RefSeq and is a predicted model, not a curated record. Gene Ontology annotation, cellular component: nucleus. NCBI's taxonomy places the organism in Eukaryota, Metazoa, Arthropoda, Insecta, Hymenoptera, Halictidae. Gene Ontology annotation, biological process: base-excision repair, AP site formation.